This is a messenger RNA of Triticum turgidum subsp. durum (durum wheat), 1677 nucleotides long. The record is from the annotation of a GenBank genome assembly. NCBI's taxonomy places the organism in Eukaryota, Viridiplantae, Streptophyta, Magnoliopsida, Poales, Poaceae.
AUGGCCGCGCUCCGCAGCGUCUUCCUCAACGGCAACCGCCUCUCCGGCGACUUCCCGGCGCCGUUCCUCGCGCUCCCCGCCCUCGUCCACCUCUCCCUCGGCGGGAACCGCCUCGAGGGCGCCAUCCCGCCGGCCCUCGCCAACCUCACCCGACUCAAGACGCUGCUCCUCGAGGAGAACCGCUUCGUCGGCCAGAUUCCCGACCUCCCGCUGCCGCAGCUGCGGGAGUUCAACGUCUCCUUCAACCGGCUCAACGGAUCCAUCCCCGCCUCGCUCCGCUCCAAGCCGCGCGCGGCCUUCCUCGGGAUGUCGUCCCUCUGCGGCGGGCCCCUGGGCCCUUGCCCUGGCGAGGCCCCUCCCCCUUCUCCGGCUCCGGCGGGCAGGACGCCCUCGCCGACAACACCUGCGGCAAACAACCCGAACAGCGGAAACGACGAACGAAAUGACAAGAAGGGCAACAAGCUCUCCGGCGGCGCCAUUGCCGGAAUCGCCAUAGCCUCCGUCGUCGGCGCCGCGCUUCUCCUGUUCCUUCUCAUCUGCCUCUGCCGCAGGUCGGGGCGCACCAAGACACGGGCUCUGGAGAUGCCGCCUCCGUCUCCAUCCCCCGCCGUCAUCCCCGGCGGCCGAAAACCCCCGGAGUUGCCCAGCGGCGCGGCCGUGGCGCCUAUGGCUACCGUGGGCCACCCCGCGGGCCAGUCGACUUCAGGGAAGAAGCUGGUCUUCUUCGGGUCAGCGGCCGCCGUCCAACCGUUCGACUUGGAGGACCUGCUGCGCGCGUCGGCCGAGGUCCUUGGCAAAGGUGCCAUCGGGACGACCUACAAGGCUGUGCUUGAAUCCAGCGCUACCGUGGCGGUGAAGCGGCUCAAGGAUGUCACCAUGUCUGAGCCAGAGUUCCGUGAGCGCAUUGCGGACAUUGGCGAGCUUCAGCACGAGUUCAUCGUGCCUCUCCGUGCUUACUACUACAGCAAAGAUGAGAAGCUGCUUGUGUACGACUUCAUGCCCAUGGGGAGCCUUUCUGCAGUCUUGCACGGGAACAGAGGUUCUGGUCGCACCCCACUUGACUGGACGAUAAGAUCAAGCAUUGCCCUUGCUGCAGCCCGUGGGAUCGAGUACAUCCACUCUACAAGCUCUUCGACUUCGCACGGCAAUAUCAAGUCCUCCAAUAUCCUCCUGUCGAAGACGUAUCAAGCACGUGUUUCAGACAAUGGCCUUGCCACCCUUGUUGGUUCAUCAUCAUCUGGACCUUCUCGCGCCACUGGAUACCGUGCUCCAGAGGUUACCGAUCCCAGGAGGGUGUCCCAGAAGGCUGAUGUGUUCAGCUUUGGUGUUCUCUUGCUCGAGCUGCUCACCGGCAAGGCCCCCAGCCAGGCAGCUCUUAACGACGAGGGCGUCGACCUGCCCAGGUGGGUGCAGUCCGUCGUGCGCUCUGAGUGGACCGCGGAGGUGUUUGACAUGGAGCUGCUGAGGAACCAGAGCUCCGAAGAACAGAUGAUUCAGCUCCUACAGCUCGCUAUAGACUGCGUUGCCCAGGUCCCAGACGCCCGUCCGACCAUGUCCCAUGUCGUCAUGCGGAUCGAGGAGAUCAAGAUGUCAGGUGGAAGCGCCGAAGAAGCUGAUCAACAACAGAGCGCCCUGAACCAGGGCGAUGAGAUGGCCGAGGGCCCCUCCUCGCCGUGA